Rhineura floridana is the source of this 3316-nucleotide messenger RNA. It is a transcript of the gene KIF9, whose product is annotated as kinesin family member 9. The transcript is spliced from 21 exons. Gene Ontology annotation, biological process: microtubule-based movement. The coding region runs from base 378 to 2813 and encodes 811 amino acids. Gene Ontology annotation, molecular function: microtubule motor activity; ATP binding; microtubule binding. NCBI's taxonomy places the organism in Eukaryota, Metazoa, Chordata, Lepidosauria, Squamata, Rhineuridae. The record is from RefSeq and is a predicted model, not a curated record.
CACCGAGAAGUGCACCAGGUCCUCCGAGUCCAGCUCCGGCCCAGCCGCUUCCAGCAUCUUGCCCGGGCCGGCCGGGGCUGGCGCACGCUGCACAGAGACGGACGGAAGCAGAAGGGGGCUCCAGAGACGCCGUCCUUCCUUCCUUUCUUCCAGCGGCGGCGCUGUCGCUUCGGGCGCCGGCUGGCCCCGCCCGGCCGCCGUAACCGGACAAGGCCAGCCCCUUUUGCCACCGCCUUGGAUGAGAAGACACACAGAGACGGGGGGAGUGGGGAAGCCGCGCCGGAAGCUGGCCCCGCCCACGCACCCGCGUCCUCUUCCGCCCAGGGCGAAAAGCGGCGGUGGCCAUAGCAACGGUGGAUACAGGAAUACCCAUCACUAUGUGCGCCAGUCCAAAGAGAGUGAGUGCAUUUGCACGAGUCAAGCCGACAGCUGACUUUCCACAAGACAUGAUCAAGUUUGGAGCAGACAAUAAGACCAUAGAGAUGUACAUUGAGAGAGAUCGCUCAAAAGGAGUUGUCAACAACAAACAGACAGACUGGUCUUUUAAACUAGAUGGUGUUCUUCAGAAUACCCCUCAGGAUGUGGUCUAUGACGCGGUAGCCAGAGACCUGGUCUCCCAAGCUCUUGAUGGAUAUAACGGUACUAUAUUAUGCUAUGGGCAAACUGGAGCUGGCAAGACUUUCACCAUGACGGGAACAACGGGAAACUACAAGCAUCGAGGGGUCAUACCCCGCGCUAUACAGCAGGUGUUCAAGUCAAUGGAGGAGCAUGGCAGUCAGUUCAUCACCAUUCGAAUUUCUUACCUGGAAAUCCACAAUGAGACCAUCUUUGACCUUUUAGCUUCAACUCCCUCUAGCGUGGCCAAUGACACCCCGUUGUCUAUAGUGGAGGGCCCUCAGGGUGUCUCUGUGAAAGGCCUGACCGUGCAUGCCGCGCCCCACGAAGAAGUGGCUUUAAAUCUCUUGUUUGAGGGUGACACCAACCGAUGUGUCGGUCAACAUGCUCUGAACAGGCAUUCCUCCAGGUCUCAUUGCAUCUUUACUAUUUACAUCGAGUGUCAUUCCAGAAUCCUUUCUGAUACCAGAUAUGUCACCUCCAAAAUUAAUCUGGUGGAUCUAGCAGGCUCAGAGAGGCUGGCAAAAACCAAAUCAGAGGGACGUGGACUGAAGGAGGCCACUUACAUCAACAGGUCUCUGUCAUACCUAGAACAGGUCGUCAUUGCGUUGUCUGACCAUAACCGGGAACACAUCCCUUUCCGUCAGAGCAAGCUCACCUACACCCUGAAGGAUUCAUUAGGUGGAAAUUGCAAUACUGUCCUUGUGGCUAAUAUCUGCAGUGAAGCCAUCCACAUAGUGGAGACGCUGUCCACACUUCGUUUUGCUACCAGAAUGAAAUGGGUGACUACUGAGCCAAUUGUUAAUGAAAAAAUCAACUCAGAGCGGAUGGUGAAGAAUCUGGAGAAAGAGGUCCUCUAUCUGAAGGAUGAGCUGGCAAUGCACAACAGUUUGCUCAAUCGCCCUCCGGUGUCUUACGAGCCCCUGAACGAAAUCCAGGUGGCAGAGAUCAACUCUCAAGUCCGACGGUACCUCGAAGGAACCAUAGAUGAGCUAGAUAUUGUGAGCAUCAGACAAAUCCAUGAAGUGUUUAACCAGUUCAAAAUGAUUCUGGGCCAGCAAGAGCAGGAAGUGGAAGCCAGACUGCGGAGCAAAUACACACUGAUAGACAAAAAUGACUUUGCAACCUUGUCUGUAGUCCAAAAGGCAGGGCUGGUUGAUGCUGAAGGCCACCUGGUUGGAGAAGUCGACGGGCAAGGAUUUGGCAUCGGAGUCGCUCCGUUCUCAUCCAAACCUGGUGGGAAGAAAACAAAAGCAAAGAGAGGGAAGGAGGCAGUCAGCCCCACUACGCGGAAGGAAGGUAUUGCAAGUCCUGUUUCUGGGAAGGACCUGGAUUCCGUUUCCCCAUCACGCAGCCAGGUAGUGGCGACCACCAAGGACCUGGACGCAAGGGAUCCCUUGCUCCGGGAACCGGAUGCUGUCAGUUUCGAGACAAAUCGCUCUGAAUCUGCACCAAAAGAGGACUCCUCCACAAGGCCCAGUUCCCCACCUGCAAAGGCAACAGCCUUUGAGGACUUCAAAAACGAGCGCGGGAGCGAAAUCAGCCGGAUCUUCAAGGAGAACAAAACCAUCCUGAAUGAUCGCAAGAAGAAAAUGAGUGAGGUCGCCCAGAGAGUCAACAUGCUGAAGCAGGAGAUGGACAUGAUCCGGCAGGCAUUGGAGGCCCAGAAAUUUGACCGGGAGCAGCAAGGAGAGUACCAGAACGAAGAAGGACAAAUCAUCAUUGAUGAAGAGGAAUUCCUGUUGAUUAUGAAGCUGAAGGACCUGAAGAAACAAUACCGGGAGGAUUACAAUGACUUGCAAAACCUCCGCUCCGAAGUCCAGUACUGCCAACACCUGGUGGAUCAGUGCCGCAGCCGGCUGGUCACAGAAUUUGAAAUCUGGUACAACGAGUCCUUCCUCAUCCCAGAAGAGGUCCAGGAGGCACUCAGGCCUGGGGGAUCUAUAAGGCUCGGCAUGAUUCCAAUUAACAGAGUCCUGACUCUGGAUGAAGAUGAACAGGAGAGAUUUGACCGGAUGCAGCAGGAAGUCCUGCCGUUCUGCCCGGAUUCUGUCUCCUUCUACAACGCCAAAGCAAAGGUGGACCGAAAGCACAAGUACUCACGGGCCAUGUCUGCUCUGGAGCAAAUGAGGACGAAGCCUGGAUCUGUCCAAGCUGCGGUGAAGAACAAGCCCCCCUCUGUUCUCAGCACCAUGUAACAGAGACGGAAUGAGUCAUGUCUUCUUUCUUACGAGUGGUACUCAAGAAAAGGACCUCGAAGCACAAACCAACAUAAGUUUUAUUUUCAGGAUAGGUAAACAGAUAGCAUAAUAAACCUCUGGGGGAUCAAUAUUACUAAUCAUCAUUCUUUACGAAUACACUGCUUAUAAACCUCAUUUCACCAAUUGGUAUUAACCGAGAUUGACAAUAACUUAGUAAGAUAGGACAUAGAUUUCUGAAAGUGGAGGAAGAAGACCUUGAGUUCUGCUGGCAGGGGCUUGAGUGUGAUAGGUAGAUUUGUAGAAGGCAAGAGGGAAGGAGCGCAGGCUAGGACUUAAGCGUUUCACUUCACAAAAAGCAAAACAGACUGCAAGCCUGGCUUGAUCAUUUGGGUGUUCUCAUAGGUAAUGCAACGAAUCUGGGAUUGCCCAAGGAGAAGUUGCUCCUGGGAGCUGAAGUCAGGAGGUUGGAGAAGGCUGAUGCAGGAGCAGCCCCUCUCAUG